AUGGCGGGGCAGGCGGCGGCCUGGCCUGGGGCCGCCGCGGCUCCUGCCCGGAGCGUGCUGGGCACCUACGCGCCCCGCUGGGUCUCCCUGCCGGUGCUCAGCCGGCUCAGCUGCUCCAACGCCACGGAACGGGUGUCCCGGUGCUCGCCGGGCGCCCGCCUCUCUGGAGAAUCGGACAGUGAGAACCCGGCCCUGCAGACCAUCCUAUGUGCGUGGCUGAACUUUGUGGGUAGCGUGAUCCGCUCCCAGCCCUGCAUGAUCACCAGCAGCCAGGACCCAUUUGCUUUCCUCAUGGGUGGGCAGAGCCUCUGUGCCCUCGCCCAGACCCUGGUCAUCUCUCCAGCCAAGCUGGCCGCCUUGUGGUUUCCCGAGCGCCAGAGGGCCCCAGCCAACACGAUCGGCACCGUGUCAAACCCCCUGGGCAUCCUGGUGGCCAACCUGCUGUCUCCCACCCUGGUGAAGAAGGAGGAGGACAUCCCCUUGAUGGUGAGGGAGCUCAGGAGUGCACGCACCUGGGCACCUGCAUCACCCCUGCUGCCCGCUGCGUGCGUCUGGGAGAGCACGCCCCCCGCCCCGCCCUCCGCGGGGGCUGUCCACUCCACCUCGCGGAAGUUCCUAGCCGGCUGGAGCUGGAACAAGGCCUACGUCAUCCUGGCCGUGUGCUCUGGGGGCAUUGGCAUCUUCUCCAGCUUCUCGUCCCUCCUGGAGCAGAUCCUCUGCGUGAACGGCUACUCCAGCGAAUUUGCAGGCCUCUGCGGGGCUCUCUUCAUUGCGUUUGGGGUCUUGGGGGCGCUGGCUCUUGGCCUGUACGUGGACCGGACCAAGCAUUUCACUGGAGCUGUCAAGAUCGGCCUCUGCCUGACACCUCUGGUCUGCGUGGCCUUUGCCCUGGUGCCCCGGCUCGGGGGACAGACCAUCUGCUCGCUGCUUGGGCUCUGCUUCUCAGCGGCGCCUGUCGCCAUGGAGCUGGCUGUCGAGUGGUCCUUCCCUGUGGGCGAGGCUGCGGGCGCGGGCCUGGUUCUCGUGCUGGGGCAGGCCGAGGGUGUGCUCACCGUGGCGCUGCUGACCUCCCUGACCGCGCGCCGCGUGGAGCCGUCCUUCUCCACCUGCCGGGACGGCCAGGACCCGCUAGACUGGAAGGUGUCCACGCUGCUGAUGGCCGGCCUGUGCGUCCUCUUCAGCUGCCUUGUGGUACUCUUCCUCCACACCCCACACCGGCGCCUGCAGGCCGAGGCCGACACCAGCCCCUCCAUCCAGGAGGACGUGCGCCCGGCAACCUCGGCAGCCACCCCCCGAGGCCCCGCCGCAGCCCCCCGUCCCCAGCAGCCCCUCCUGGGGCCGGUGCUCCUGGCUCUGCCUCCCUCCCCCUGGGAGUCCUCCGAGACGUCAUGGGGCCCCUGCAGAGGACCAGAGGCUGGGGAGCAGUUGGUGUGA
Messenger RNA from Balaenoptera musculus (blue whale), 1434 nucleotides. It is a transcript of the gene SLC49A3, whose product is annotated as solute carrier family 49 member 3. Gene Ontology annotation, cellular component: membrane. Lineage: Eukaryota; Metazoa; Chordata; Mammalia; Artiodactyla; Balaenopteridae. The record is from RefSeq and is a predicted model, not a curated record.